GUCUAUGGAAAGAACCAACUAGAACCUAAGGGGCGGGGGCGUGAAAAAGCCCGCGCGCAGGGAAGCAGAUUCGUCCAUAUUUGGUUAUUGGUUGCACCUGCGGGAAAGACGAAAGAUUUCGUGUUGGUGAAGUUCUGGAGAAGAAAAGAGAGACGUUUCUGUUGGCUGUUGCAAGUUUUGUCCUGGCCACCAUUUGGAGAGCAGGAUGUACAAAACGAAAAUACCUGCAAAAAAGAGAGUACGGGUUCCCACCCAGAAAAUGAAGGAACUGCAGAACUCCCCGCCCACCAAUGAGCAACCUGGGUGUUUUGCAUUCGUCAGAUGGGAGGAUGGUUAUACUGGCAAAGUCUUUACAGGAUCUGACAUUUUGGCAAGAGAUGAGGCUCCUGUGCAGCUGCAAGAUCUUAGAUCAGGAGAUCCUGUUUUAGCAAAGUGGUCAGAUGGUAAAUUUUAUAGGGCCAUUGUUGAAUAUAUUUCAAGGGAAGACCAGGCUAAUCCGCCAAAAGGCCGCACAACUCCACAGGGCUUUUUAAGUUUGUUAAAAGGCGAUGAGCCAUCAGACUCAACGUCAGGGUCUGAUACCAUUAUAGUGGAUAGGAGCCAACUGUCUGAGCAUGGCGAGGAAAUCCCAGCGUUGAAUCCAUCAUCUGACGGGGGACAUGCAACAGGCUGCAACACCGCUGGCCCACCACCUUAUGGCUCUACAAAAGGGGGCACCAUUGUUCCAUCACCCUACGGAGGCAAUACCGUCAGCCCAUCACCGUAUGACCUCAACAACUCUGGUCCACCUCCCUACGGAAGCAAUACACCCAACCCAUCACCGUAUGGCUUCAACACCUCUGGUCCACCUCCCUACGGAAGCGAUACACCCAGCCCAUCACCGUAUGGCUUCAACACCUCUGGUCCACCUCCUUACGGAAGCAAUACACCCAGCCCAUCACCGUCUGACCUCAACACCUCUGGUCCUUCACCCGACAGAGGCCAUGCAGCUCACCUGGCACCAAACAGGAGAGAUGCAUGCAACUCCUCUGACGAGGGCAACAUCCCUGGACAGCAGGAAGAAAAUGCAUGGACACCAUGUGAUGGAUGCAAGGGGGAGGUUGAAAAAAUCCUUCAUGAAAAAAGAAGAAUCAAUGAAGUUAUCUCAAGAAUAGAUCCAGGCCAGGUCAGAGAGCUUCAGACACUACUGGAGCUCAUUGGAGAGAGGCAUCAUGACGGCGCAACAUCUACAUUAGGCCAGCAGGAGCUCUUUCCUGGGAGCGGCAUAUUAAUAUCCUCAUUCCGCCUUGCUGCCUUGCAUCAAGCAUCCAAACCAAACAGCAUGCGUCUCUUUCAUGCACUUUUUGACCAUUUCUUCACUUUGGAGGAAUGUAAAAAUGCAGUCCCCUUUGGCCGACCCGGCAACAACCCCUCAGGAAGAGGAAAACGGGUCCUUGACCGCAAAAAGGUUGACGGAAUCCUAACUUAUGUCCUGAGAUGUGGCACUCUGCCUGGUUGGGAUGAAAUCGAGGAGGCCAAGCUCAAGAAAGCCUUUGUCAACAAAUGUAGGGCCAGAGCAAAUUCUAAGGCUUAGGCCACUGCUGUAGUCUACAGUAUGUGGAGUGUGUUCUUUCUCACCAUUGUUAAGUUUAGGUUUUGUAGUACGGAGUGUGUUCUUUUUCAUGGACCAGAGGUGUUAAGACCGUACCAAGUUGAGGUUUUGUAGUACAGGUGCUGGUCAUAUAAUUAGAAUAUUGGGGAAAAGUUAUUUUAAUUUCAGUAAUUUUAUUUCAGUGAUUUAAACUCGUAAAUGUGAGACUUGUACAUUAUAUAGAUUCCUUAGACAGGAAGUGAAAUAUUUAUAGCCAUCAUUCAUGUUAAUUUGGAUGAUUAUGGCUUAUAGCUAACAAAAACCCCAAAUUCAGUCAGAAAUUUUCUGACACUUGAUUUGGGGAUUUCUUUAGAUAUAAGCCAUAAUCAAAAUUAUCAUGAAUAAUGGCUAGAAAUAUAUCACUUACUGUCUAAUGAAUCUAUAAUUUUCCAGUUUCCAGUUUUACAUUGAAUAACUGGAAUUAAAAAAAACUUUUCCACAAUAUUCUAAUUACAUGACCAGCACCAGUAUGUGUGUUACUGGUACUGUGUUUCCUUUUCACAUGGUUUCAUGUGUUUGAGCCAAACCCAAGUGUGAUUAUUCCACAUACCUCAGCAGAGCUGGUCAGUUUUCAUUGUUUAUCAUCUGGAAGUGGUAAUUUUGUCUAUAUGCCGGAUUGCUUUAUACAAUGCACCAGUUCACAUGGUGUUUGUUCCAAUUGUGUAAAUGUAUCUGUUUUACUGAACAGAAUAGUUCACCAGAAAUUGUCACCAUCUACUCCCCCCUCCCCCUUUCUGAGUAGAAGUCUUAGGUUUUGAGGAUUAAAAAAAAAAAAAAAAAACAGUAAGGGGGUGAGUAAAUGAUGACUGACACUUUUGGUUUUGUAUUUAUUUAUUUAUUUAUAUAUAUCAAAUAUGUAUGGUGUACUGAUAUAGAAUUGUACUGUAA
Alosa sapidissima (American shad) is the source of this 2518-nucleotide messenger RNA. RefSeq lists its product as uncharacterized. The record is from RefSeq and is a predicted model, not a curated record. The transcript is spliced from 6 exons. Gene Ontology annotation, molecular function: DNA binding. Bases 206 to 1573 code for a protein of 455 amino acids. Lineage: Eukaryota; Metazoa; Chordata; Actinopteri; Clupeiformes; Clupeidae.